Messenger RNA from Triticum aestivum (bread wheat), 3025 nucleotides. RefSeq lists its product as uncharacterized. The record is from RefSeq and is a predicted model, not a curated record. NCBI's taxonomy places the organism in Eukaryota, Viridiplantae, Streptophyta, Magnoliopsida, Poales, Poaceae. The transcript has 5 exons. Bases 1 to 666 code for a protein of 221 amino acids.
AUGGCGUAUAAGGAUCGCGACUGCAUGGUGGAGGAGAUCAACGAUAGGGCCAUCAAACAGAUCGACGAUGGUAGAACCAGAGGGGAACACGUCCCAUCAAAAAAAAUAUCCUCACGAACAUGUUGCUGCCCUCUGCCCUCUCACGACCACGCCGUCGGGGCAGUUUUGGCCACCUCCCCACACCUCGCCCCACCUCUUCCUCAGAUCCUCCCCGCCAGCCAUCGCCCUCGACCUGUGCCUCCGUCUGCACGCGCCGCCAGACCACCGCACCCAUGCUCCAAGUGCUCGGGCUGCCCCAUCCACGCGCUGCCCGGGCCGCCACACCCACUCGCCGCCCAGACACAGGCGCCGAACCUCCACGCUACAGAUGUAUUGGAGACGGCAGGCAGCGGCAGCAGGAGGAAGAUGACUGGGGCAACGAGCUCAGAUGCACACUUCUCUGGAAGUCCAGGCAGCUGGCAACAGGCAACCAAGACCCAAGACGAUGGGCUAGGUACUUCAUCUCCCGCCCCGCGCAUCUACUCUUUGGUUGGUGUCGAGCCACAGUUCCGAUGCCUUGCUGCUCAGGUCGGGAGAAGUCGCGGUAGUGCACACACUGUCGUUUGUUGCUGGGAUCAACAUACUACUAUAGUGAAUUUAUGGCUUCUAUCUUGCAUGGAUGCCUAGGUGGCUGUUGUUGUCGCCUUCAUGCCCACAAGAGCUUGUUUGUCGCCGAGGUCGCCAGGCAAAAGUGUCCUUUUCUGCUUCGAGCUGCUUUGACCGGUGGCACACUUCAGUGAUAAUGCUCUCACCUCAUGGACAACACAGUCGUGGGACUCGUGUUUGCUGGCGGAAAGGUGGAGCAAGAGGUCUCUGAAGCUGCAGCAGAACGAGUCUGUAGAGACGGUGUUGAAUUUUAUCAAGGUUUUUUCAUUUGUUUUGAACCAUCCAGGAGAGACAAGGUUGCUUCAUUUGCAAGCUCAAAACGCUUUAUGAUUGUAUUCUGCUUCUCUACCCAGUUCAUUGAACCUAUGAAAUUGGUUGUCGGUGUUUGAUCCCAUUAGUAGUAUGAUCAAUUUUGUUUUGAGACAUGCAGUCCCCAAAUCCAACACUCCCCACGAUCCGACGAAUGGGAGAGGGAAGCUGAGCAAUGGCCGCACCACUGUAGACAAACAGCUUAACAAUGAGGUAUUAUAAUGUAAUGAAAAUAAUUGUUUGUUUCUUCUCGUGCCUUUCUAUGUAGGUCUGCUUCGUAUAGUUCAUGUACUGUUCUGUCCUUGCAUUGUUUUCUUCUACUAUUUUUGUUGUAUAUUACUUAGUACAUCGGUUGGUGUAAAAUUUCCCAUGUUUUGGUUAAUCUAGCCAGUAAAAAUAAGUUCAGUUUGGUAGGCUGUGCACUUGUUAAACCACCUUUAACUGAACAUGUACAAGCAUCAAAUCUAGGAUAUUUCAAGUCUCUUCACAAAAAAUAUAUUACAUAGCAGUAGUUUCAUCUUAUUGUUCUACCAACCCGAGUUUGAGGUGUAUUUGUGGUACUUUGAAGUAUAAAAAUUGUAGUAAUUGUCCUUCCUCUCUUCAUUUUUUUGUAUUCUUUUAGCUCAGGCUUACACUUUGUGACUGGGCAUUAAAUUGCAUUCUUCUGUUUUGCUGUUGCAAAGAGAGAAUAAAAAUGGGAUGCGCUGCCACAUGAAAAACUUGGACUAAUUGAUAAGAUACCAAACCUGGGCACUAUGUAGUUGUUCUGCAUCUGAAAUCUCUUUAUAUAGUAGUUGAGUAUACUGUAGUUAAUUUCACCGAUAUUUGUGUGUCAGUUAUUUGGUUAUUUGGUCUGAACCUACAAUCCAAGGUUAGUAAUUAUUUAGUCUGAAACUACAAUUCCUUUUCAUGUCUUGUUGUAAACUUCUCUUGACACAAAGAGUUUCUGGAGUUUGGAUGGCAAUUUGAAAAUUCCAGUGUGUGCUUCAAGAUGUAUGCAUCUAAUUUUGGAGCCUAUUCAUGUUGGUUUAGCAUAUUUCCACCACACUCCAUAUCUCACAGGAUUUAGAGCAGAGGGCCUUUUACAAUAAAUACUACAUAACAUAGUGUUGUUCGGUGGGAUGCAAUUUUUUUUGUUUCAUUCAUCCGCUAUCCUUGUUGUAUUUUACAUAGCUUAUAAUACUAUUUGCUGUGUUUCAGGGGCAGGAUAUGCAAUAUAGGAUAACUUGACUAAGCUUUGUGAAAUUUUGGUUCCAUUGGGUGACUUUUAUUUUCCUUUGAUGCCUAAGAUGCACAUGGAAAAUCACAUAAUUUGAUCCUUCUGAGUCUGGUAGAUUCGCUACCAAUGGUUGACUUAGCACUUAUCUUGUGUUGCAUAAUUGUUUCAGAUUACCAUCCUUGUAUAGCAGCAAAUCAACUACGUGCCUCUUUUGAGAAGCAAAGAUGUUGAUUGUCCACCUUGAAGGUUAUAGUUUCUAAAGAGGCUACACAUGCCAUUUAGAAUAUCUUAUCUCACAACUUUCACUUGAUCAGUCUAAGAAUGAAAGGAAGUAGCAUUAAAUAUACAAAAGUCUCCAUAAGGUUAGCUUAAGACGGUAGUGUCCCAUCUUUAAAUCCGCCAAGAACGCUAGAAACAAAUUUGAUUACCGACUGGACAUAUCUGUCAUGCAUGUUUAGUACCUUGACUCUUUAAUCUUUAUAUAUAGACAAAGCUCUAUAUCGAGGGAUGAAGUGUUUGGAGCCCGGAUGAAGAAUGCUUCCGUGGUGGAGAAAGAGGAGAACUAUUGAGAAUGCUUGCAAACCGCUUAGAAUUUUUGUUUAGCAGACUCGGACUCCUUGUGUUCUUUUUUUAGUCGCGGACUCCUUGUUUGAUACAAUACAUCUGAAGAGCCCUUUUUGCGCACUGUUCAAAUAAGCUCUUCAUUUUUGUGAGUCUGGUCAAACAACGCACUUCAAAUAAUGAAGUUAUUGUCUCGGGGAUAUUGGCCAAAUGUUGUACUUAUCAUCCUAGAUAAUCCCUAUUCAUUACAUAUGUAUGUAUCACAUUUCCAUUUAUUUUCUUUUGGGAAUA